This is a messenger RNA of Triticum aestivum (bread wheat), 1856 nucleotides long. Its product is annotated as allene oxide synthase 2. The record is from RefSeq and is a predicted model, not a curated record. The transcript has a single exon. Gene Ontology annotation, molecular function: monooxygenase activity; oxidoreductase activity, acting on paired donors, with incorporation or reduction of molecular oxygen; iron ion binding. NCBI's taxonomy places the organism in Eukaryota, Viridiplantae, Streptophyta, Magnoliopsida, Poales, Poaceae. Gene Ontology annotation, biological process: sterol metabolic process. Bases 133 to 1581 code for a protein of 482 amino acids.
AGCUUCAUCCGCAAAUCGCAACACACAGACAAAGCCUCCUCGCUCCAAUCUUGUCUACAUCGAGAGCGCGAGAUCGAGAGCUCCAAGCCAAACCAGCCUAGCCAGCAGCAGAGGUAGACGAACCAGAGCGGCAUGGCGGGCGGCGACGAGGGCUCCCUGGUGCCGAGGCAGGUGCCGGGCAGCUACGGCAUGCCGUUCGUCUCGGCCAUCCGCGACCGCCUCGACUUCUACUACUUCCAGGGCCAGGACAAGUACUUCGAGUCCCGUGUCGAGAAGUACGGCUCCACCGUCGUCCGCAUCAACGUCCCGCCGGGCCCCUUCAUGGCGCGCGACCCGCGGGUGGUCGCCGUGCUCGACGCCAAGAGCUUCCCCGUGCUCUUCGACGUCGACAAGGUCGAGAAGAAGAACCUCUUCACCGGCACCUACAUGCCCUCCACCUCCCUCACCGGCGGCUUCCGCGUCUGCUCCUACCUCGACCCCUCCGAGCCCACCCACACCAAGGUCAAGCAGCUGCUCUUCUCCCUCCUUGCCUCCCGCAAGGACGCCUUCAUCCCGGCCUUCCGUUCCCACUUCUCCUCGCUCCUCGCCACCGUGGAGUCGCAGAUCGUGCUCGGCGGCAAGUCCAACUUCAACACGCUCAACGACGCCACCUCCUUCGAGUUCAUCGGCGACGCCUACUUCGGCGUGCUCCCUUCUGCGUCAGACCUAGGUACCACCGGCCCGACCAAGGCCGCAAAGUGGCUCAUAUUCCAGCUCCACCCGCUCGUCACGCUCGGCCUCCCCAUGAUCCUCGAGGAGCCGCUCCUCCACACGGUGCACCUCCCUCCCAUCCUCGUCAGCGGCGACUACAAGGCGCUCUACAAGUACUUCUUCGCCGCUGCGACCAAGGCGCUCGACACCGCCGAGGGCCUCGGACUGAAGCGGGACGAGGCAUGCCACAACCUGUUGUUCGCCACCGUGUUCAACAGCUACGGUGGCCUCAAGGUGCUUCUCCCGGGGAUCCUCGCGCGCAUCGCGGGGGCCGGAGAGAAGUUCCACCAGAAGCUCGUCGCGGAGAUACGCGCCGCCGUGGCGGACGCCGGCGGCAAGGUGACGAUAGAGGCGCUGGAGAAGAUGGAGCUGACCAAGUCGGCGGUGUGGGAGGCGCUGCGGCUGGACCCGCCCGUCAAGUUCCAGUACGGCCGCGCCAAGGCGGACAUGAACAUCGAGAGCCACGACGCGGUGUUCGCCGUGAAGAAGGGGGAGAUGCUGUUCGGGUACCAGCCGUGCGCCACCAGGGACCCCCGCGUGUUCGGCUCCACGGCGAGGGAGUUCGUCGGCGACCGGUUCGUCGGGGAGGAGGGAAGGAAGCUGCUGCAGUACGUGUACUGGUCCAACGGGCGGGAGACCGAGAGCCCCAGCGUGGACAACAAGCAGUGCCCAGGCAAGAACCUGGUCGUGCUCGUGGGCAGGCUCCUGGUGGUGGAGCUGUUCCUCCGGUACGACACCUUCACCGCCGACGUCGGGGUCGACCUGCUCGGCACCAAGGUUGAGUUCACCGGCGUCACCAAGGCCACGUCCGGUCCUGAGAGCGCUGUUUAAAAAUUAGAACCUGCACCGGUCAUCGGAUCAACGUACCGCAGCAGCUCUCUCACAGCAGCCAUCAAUCGUCCCCGUCAGCGCGCACGUACGUACGUGCCUCGCUAUAUACUACUAGUACGAGUCAGUCAUGCAUGCAUCUUGUUCGGUUGCUUCGCUGCAUCGCUGCAUCCUGCAUGGUGCCCUUGUGUAUGUGUGUUUUACUUUUCGCAAUCUUGCCCAGUGUAAUAAGCCGGACUUUCCUGUAAUAAGAUUCUCACUCUUGGCGUACGGUAAAA